AAUUACCAAGGAGAAGUAUCUUUUUUUGUCGGAAAUUAAACCCUAGCUAGCCUCUUGUUUUAACACAACCAGAACAGCACAAAGCCCUUAUCUUUUGUAUAACAUCAAUCCUUAACGCCAAACGUUGAAUAACUGAUACAAACUUUACAAAAGAAACGAAUAAAAACGACCAUCGACCAAAGAUAUAAUAUGAAGCAGACAAGUCUGAAGUUGACGACCAUCGUUUUAGGGGUUUUCUUCAUCAUUCUUCUUCUUCUUCUUCAAAGGCCUCGAGGUGGAUCGAGCAAUGGAGAUCUCUCGAUGGGACGGAAGUUAACAGCUAUGGAACCGAUUGAAGCCAGAAAUGUAGCAAGAUCGUUGGAAGAUUCAAUAUGGAGAGAUCAUUUCGAGAGAGAGGUCGAUCAUCUGAUGAAGCACGAAUAUCCUUCACCCGUGAAGCCAAGGAAAAGAACUCCGGUUCACAAUGGCUUGCCUAAUGGUCACUAGUUGACCCUUGUCUGUUACCUAUUAUUGUUCCUUCAGUUUUAUUUAAUAUAAGUUUGUUAAAAUCAGAAAAUGGACGUAUAUCAUGUAAUGCUGAAUAUUAGUAUAUUUCUUAUUUACAUCUUCUAUUGAACUUUUAGAGUGAUUGUAUUGUCUUUAGUUUUUGAAAAGUUUUCGAAGUUCCC
Camelina sativa (false flax) is the source of this 668-nucleotide messenger RNA. RefSeq names its product protein GOLVEN 9-like. The record is from RefSeq and is a predicted model, not a curated record. NCBI's taxonomy places the organism in Eukaryota, Viridiplantae, Streptophyta, Magnoliopsida, Brassicales, Brassicaceae.